CUCACACCUAACCAAGUGAAAGUAAACCUCAUUUUAAUCAGUGAUGUGGUUCGUGGAAUGCGGACCCGUUAGUGCACACAAAUUAACACUUCAACAAUUCUAGGCUAGUAACAACUGAUUCAUGUGUUAUUAUCAUGAUCCCCGUUAUCGCCACUCAAAGUGAAUUUUUAAAAACCAAACUGUGUCAAAAAUGACCACACUAACCCGCGACGAGUGUGACCUCAUAGUCAAAAAACACCUUAACACUAACGACGUUAUUGUCUCCGACUUCGCACUACAACUACUAGGGGGCGAAAACUUCGAACUCAAGAUCAACAUCUACGAGAAACAAGUAGCCAAAAGUGUGUCAUUUUUUGUCAAAACGGGUCCAAACGUAGCGCAAACCUUGGACACAAAUUUUUCCCCGAAACUCUACCUCAAAAAAGACAACCUAGCCGUCUAUGAACAUCUAGGGCAAAAUUUUGAAAACCGUGGACGCCUACUGAACACCGAAGAGCUACAAAUCGUUCUAAAAACAUUGGCGGCGUUCCAUGCAAUAAACUUCGUCUCUGAGCUAGAUCACUCGAAUUUUGAUCUAUCGUCACCCGCGGUCACAAGUUUGUUGUCGUCGCUGCUAGAAAAUGAAGCCCAGGUGUCCAAAACCAUCAAAAAUCUGCGCCAAAAGCAACUCGAGUCGAAAUUCAGACGAACUCUGUGUCACGGCAACCUGACUAAUCGAAACUUGAUGUUCAAAAACGACAAAGGAGCUCCGACUGAGUGUAGAUUGUUGAAUUUCAAAGCUAAUUUCUGCGUACCUCCAAUCUACGACGUUCUUCAGUUGAUUUUCUUCAAUACGAGCGAAGAUUUGAGACAGAGUCACUUCCAGGCUUUGCUCGAUUAUUACUAUGAGUGUUUGAAAGAAGAAACGACGAAGGGUGACUUGGACGUCACUGUCGACGAUUUUCGAUUAAGUGCCCAUUAUUAUCUACCUGUGGUUAAAUUACAAGCUGCGCUUCACCACCAAAACGAGACUAGUGUACAAGAAUUGAAAGAAAGUCUAGCUUAUCCGUUGCUUUCCAAAGAAGAUUGCUACGUGAUUGUUGAAAAUAAAAUUGGAACGAAGAACUACAAGUUUGUGUCUUAUCAAGUGACACCGCUGAGUGAUGUUAGUGGGUUUUUGGGCGAGUACCACCGAGUCGAGAUCAAAAUCGACCAAAGUACAAUUAACGCCUUCAUCAAAUGCACACCCAAAACCGGAAUUCCGUUGGAAAUCGCCACAGAUGUUGAUAGUUUCUCCAGAGAAGUCUUCAUGUAUACAACCCUCGUCCAACAAAUGAAGAAGUACGGAAUCACGACUAUUAAUGAGUGUACACCUCGGUGCUACUUCUACAGACCCAAAGAAUUCAUGGUGUUCGAAGACCUGUCUUUCACUUAUCAAAAUGUAAAUGCGUUGAAACCUCUAGGUUUUCCCUAUUUGCGUUUGCUCAUCCAGAAGUUGGCAAAAUUCCACGCUUGUUCGUUGAUUCUUGAAGAAAAAGUGUCUGCAGAAAAGGGUCAACCGUACCGCUUGAUCGACGAGUACCGUCCACAUUUCACAGAACCACUUUUUUUGGACAACGAUCAACACAAAGGAGCACUAUCAUUCAUAAUUGGAAUGAAAUCGGUUGUGACAGCUACCGAGUUGUUGAAAGAAGUUCAAACUGAACAGAAUCAACGCAACUUUCGCAACUUCUGGCCAAAACUGAAGGAGUUGUUUUACACAGUUAUCAGACCGUCUGAUCGUUUUCGCAACGUUUUGUGUCAUGGUGAUCUAUGGACUAGCAACAUGAUGGUACAACUUCAAGACGAUAAACCAACCGACUGUGUUUUGAUUGAUUUUCAAAUCGUUAGAUACAGUCCACCUGCUUAUGAUAUUCUUUCAGUGCUUCAUUUAACCACGGAUCGUAGUACUAGAUUGAAACAUGAAGACGACUUGAUCCAAAUUUACUACGACGAACUGGGGAGAGUUUUGAAGUCGUAUGGGUACUCAGUUGACAAGGUUUACCCAUACGAGGACUACAUAGGGUGUAUUAAAUACAUGAAACCCCAAAUGGUACUACAAGCCGCUAUUGAUUGCGUUCUUACCAUGUGCACACCUGAAGAAAUUUCAGAAUUUUUGAACAACGAAGAGCAAUGUCGGUACGUCUAUUUCGAAGAUCGUACCGGGUUUAUUACUGCGAUGUGUGGAAAAUCCACUUUGUAUAGAAAUAGGGUGAAAGAAUGUAUUUUGGAUAUUUAUGAUUAUUGUAAUUCUAUGUACACUGAUUCCUAAUAAAACCAAGCGUGUAGUAAA
This is a messenger RNA of Zophobas morio, 2311 nucleotides long. RefSeq lists its product as uncharacterized. Bases 191 to 2290 code for a protein of 699 amino acids. Lineage: Eukaryota; Metazoa; Arthropoda; Insecta; Coleoptera; Tenebrionidae. The record is from RefSeq and is a predicted model, not a curated record. The transcript is spliced from 2 exons.